AUGGCUGGUGGGUGUGAAGUAAGACUGGAAGAACUGCAGUCAAGCGAUACCGAAAUAUUAGUAUCAUUAGUGAGAAGUUAUCUGGAAUCUUCGCCUGAUACUGAUAAGGAAGCCACAAUUAGAUUUCGUUCACCUUACAUGCAAACGACAAAACAUGAUGCGCGUGGAGAUGCGGUAGCGCUAAUUGUUGAACAUUUACAGCAAAGGAGGUUUCCUCUUUGGGCAGCUUAUACAAUAGCAUAUUCAUUAGUGGAUGUAUACGCGAAUGAACUGAACACAGCAGAGGUACCGUUUGAUGCGAAUGAUUAUAGUGCAAUCGACGCCACAGUUUGGUGUCGUGAAGUUAUACAUUAUUUGAACAUAUACCUCAACAAUUUGGUAAACAAUUCUGUUCCACUACCAAAGAUUCAAUCAAUUUCCGGUCAGCUGUUGUAUUCAUAUUGCGCCCAGAAAAAUCGACGUUCCAAAAUGGAAGAUCGUGCAGUCCUUUUGCCUUCACUUUCCGUCAUUGAGCCAACUAAGGGCGAUUGUCGUGAUCAUGAUUCGUUUUUUGCCGUAUUCGAUGGACAUAAUGGAGUCGAUUGCGCCAGUUAUGCAAGUUCUCAUUUUGCACGAUGUCUUAUCGAAAAUACUCAAUACGCUGUCGGUCAAAUUGAGAAUAUAAUGAGAAAUGCUUUCACUGAGCUCGAUAAAAGACUUACUGCACGAUGUAAAAAUGAGCAUAUUAAAGGUGGCACUACUGCUGUCUGCGCUUUUCUUCGAGCUCGGAGGCAUUUAUGUGUCGGUUGGUGCGGUGAUUCAGCUGUAGCCGUCUUACGAAAAGAUGGAGUACGGACAUUAUCUUCAGCCCACUCGCCAAAUGUUCCGGAAGAAGUACGUCGAGUAGAGGAAGCUGGCGGUAUGGUUGUGCCAAUACAAGGAGAGCUGAGGGUCAACGGAAUUUUAAAUCUAACACGCUCUCUAGGCGAUAUUGAUGGCAGGCCAAUGAUAUCACCUGAGCCAGAUGUUUUGUCGUUCGAGCUUGAUAAUUCCGAAUACCUUUUAUUGUUAUCUUGCGACGGUGUUUGGGAUUCACUAAGUGAACAGGCGGUCUAUUCUCAUGUUGCGCAGUUUGUUUCUAAGAAUUCACAAGAAAAUUAUGGUAAGCUGGCAGAAUUCAUUGUUGAUCGAGCCAGAGAAACAGGAGCAACAGACAAUUUAACGCUCAUCUGCGUUUUUUUGAGAUCUGUGGAAGAUUUAUGGAAGCUGUUCACUGCUGAAACUUGA
Acanthocheilonema viteae is the source of this 1266-nucleotide messenger RNA. NCBI's taxonomy places the organism in Eukaryota, Metazoa, Nematoda, Chromadorea, Rhabditida, Onchocercidae. The record is from the annotation of a GenBank genome assembly.